AUCAAUCGAACGGCUUUCUUUUUAGAACUAUUUCUUAUAGCAGCGUAUUUAAACAAAGCGCGGGAAACCAACGUACGUAAACAGGAAAGACGUCAUGACGUUUCAAAGACAAAUAACAAUGUUUAGUUCCGGUUUUGUUUUAUCAGCUACAGCGUAACGUUAUGAAAUUUUGAUAAAAUAACGUGUUUUGUAUCGAGAAAUAUCCUGUCAGGAACAAAGAGGAACUGUCAAGGUUAAUUUGUUGCUUCCCAUGCUGGUCGAAGGUGUUAUCAUACAGGGAUGGUUACAUAACGAUGGGAAUUUAAAGUUCAUAAGUAGCUUUAAAGUACUGUAUGGCUUUAACUAUGAUAAUAUGGCUUAUUACAGUGACAGUUUUGGACCAAAGGUUUUCUACAUAUCUAAUGAAGCAGAAUAUAAUUUUACUCAGACGUUUUGGUUUUCAAAGCCAUUUCUGACAGGGAUAGUUGGACUUGAGAUUCCAAGCGAAGAAAACUCUUGCCUUAAAGCCGAGUUUAUUGUAUGUAAACGGAAUGUGGAACGUAACUGUGCAAGUGCCCCUAAAAUUGGAUGGCAAUCCCUCACAGAAAGGUCUAUACCAGGCGUUAAAUUUCAAACAGGACGACGGACAUCUUCUUACAGUGCUUGUUUACAGAAGUGUAAAAGGACAUCACUUUGCAAUGCGUUUCAAUAUAACAAUUCAUCCAGAGCGUGCAGACUUUCAAUAGAUCAACCUUUGCCUCCAUCAUAUUCAUUUAGGAUAACGAGAAAUCUAUCUUUUACGUACAAAUUAUGCGUUGAGGAAGUUACUUUUCCUCAAAACAUUUCAUCAGAGACAAUUAUAACGUCACCAAACUACCCACAUUACUAUGGAGAUCAUAUUGAAUAUAUAUGGAACGUACGUGUGACUGAUGCAGUCGCCCUCAAUAUUGACGUUCUUGACGUCUUCAUGCCAACCGUAGAUAACGAUAAAAGUGGAUUACUGUGCUACGAUAGAUUAGACUUUGGUCAGAAUGAAAAGCAUGCCAACAGAGUAGAAAUAGCAUCAAAACAGGAUCAGCACUAUCAUCGCCAGAGCAGAAUUAUUUCGGAGAAAGGGAAUCAGUUGUUCAUUCGAAUUAAGUCUUGUUAUGCAAAUCGAGCGAUGCCUUUCAGAGGUUUUGCAAUCAAAAUUACCAAAUCCGAUUGUCCUGCUUGUAAACGCAAACAGGACUGUAAUUAUCCCUGCGGCUACAUCCAAAGUCACUAUUUCCCUACUGGAAUGUAUCAGAAAUCCUCAUCUGCAGUCAUAUUUAAAGCAUAUACAAUUCGGGGCAAUAAUUACGAAUACGUGAAGAUACAUAUAAUCUACCUUGAUGUCCCCGAAAAACGUACAGUCUUCCUUUCGUUUGCAGAUAUUUCUCCAGAAGGGACUUCAAUCACAACAAAUAUAGAUGGGAUAUCCAUGCCGUACCCAAUCUUUUAUUCGCAAAACAACUUCCUACAUGUUAGUUGUCCUUAUAGUGUGAGCACAGAAAACAAUGGGUAUCAACUCCGCUACAGCUUAAUGAAGAUGCGUAAUUGGAAAGAGUCUGUCUAUCAUAUGAAUACGUCAAAAUGCGAACCUGGCUGGAUGUUUUUUAAAGGAAGCUGCUAUACUCUCACACAGUUUUCGGAGAGAACAUAUUUGGAGGCCCGGAGAUCAUGCAAAAGUAAUGGCGCAGACCUUGCAAUAAUUACCAGCAUAGAAGAGUCAAAUGCUAUCAAUUUUUAUCUUCUAUCGCACAGGAACUUUGUAUCGCCGGAUAUAGUAUUUGGUUUGGGAGUCAAAGACAACAAAUACAAAUGGAUUGAUGGCUCAAGAGCAAUCUUCCAAAACUGGUUCAUGGACUGGUCAAAUGUUCACAAUGCACGUCCUAGUUUGCCAAUGGUAGAUGCUUGUGCCGUUCUUCGAUUAACAUCUUCACAGAGCAGCUCAAACUGGAUCGUACAGAGAUGCCGUACAAAUUAUACAAAUGCCAUAUGUGAGAAAAGACUUUAUAAGGACAUUUCCGCCAACCUAAAACCAGUAAGAUAUAAUUUGAAACUGGCAAAUAGAACCUUACGGAAGACAACUUUUAAAUGCAUCGAUGGUAGCUUGAUAGACUGGACUGGAAGAUGCGAUCAAUUUAAUGAUUGUCCAGACAAUUCUGACGAGUUCAGUUGCGAUUUGUCGAGUUCCAGUUCCGAUUGCAAGGUACAGGAGUUCCAGUGUGAAAAUAAACAAUGCAUACCAAUCAGCAGAUAUUGUGAUUACAUCCAAGACUGUGAUGAUGCAUCGGAUGAACGUGCCUGCGUUCGGCCAGAUUGCAAUAACGAUGAAUUUCGUUGUGAAAAUGGACAAUGUGUUCCAGACUCUGAUAGAUGCGACAUAAAAAUUGAUUGUUUGGACGAGUCGGAUGAGCUCGACUGUGCAAAUGUUAAUUGCACAAACGGUGGAAAAUUGUUCAGUUGUCCCGGAGAAAAUGCAUGCAUCCCAAUGAGUAAUGUGUGUGACGGUUUUGUCGAUUGUCCAGGUACGUCGGGGUACGACGAAGCUAAUUGUGAACAUGUGAUGAUCAAAAGUUCUUGCGAGGAAUGGUACAGAGACGGAUUUCGACAAUCUGGAACAUACAAGAUAGAUCUAGGAAGGAUUGUAGGAGUGGUUGAUAUAAGUAUUGUUAUUUAAAGAUAAGAUCAUCGUUGUUGUCUUGUGGAAUAUUGUGAUCACGUGAAGA
Molecule: messenger RNA, 2732 nt
Organism: Mercenaria mercenaria
Lineage: Eukaryota; Metazoa; Mollusca; Bivalvia; Venerida; Veneridae
Exons: 17
Coding region: 251-2683 (810 amino acids)
Cellular component (GO): plasma membrane
Molecular function (GO): protein binding
Source: RefSeq, a predicted model, not a curated record